AUGUGGAGUGGCGGCACUCACCCAUGCGGAACUUGCGUAGAUCAUAAUGAGGUCUGUGUCUACCCAGAGAGGCAGCAGAGGCCGAGGAAGCGGAAGGAAAGGGAGAAGGAUAUGGAAGACCGUCUCGCGCGCAUGGAAGUUCUGCUGCAGUCAGUCACUCAACAUACUCAAUCCCCAACCCACGUGCACAGCCCAGCCAUAUCUCACGGUGAAACCAAUGCGGCUGCCCUUGCUAGAAGUCCGUCCAUGUCGCAGAAUCGGUCCAGAGCUAUAUCUCAUCCGCAGGUUGCCGAUACCAGGCUGGAGAGGCCCCAGUUGCCCCAGGACCUACAGAGGACCUCUUCACCAGGGCACAACAUCGGCACGGUGGUACAUGUGGCUUCUACCGGCCCACCGACGGCAUUCACUGCUGCUUGUUCCAAUCCAGCUGCGUACAUAAGCUCUCCGUCUCGCGAGCAUGGCGCGGCUGCCGAUUCUCCCGGAUUUAGAAGUCUCUUAUCGCUGGCCAGUAACGAUCUUGAGCUACCCAGCGUCGUUUCUCAGCGACCUGAGAUAGCAUGCUCUUCAGUGUCAAGAGAGCCCAUCGCCACUCCCGCCCAGGCUGGAGCCUACUUGACUCCUGCACCGAUGACGAUUGCAGAUGCGCCGACAGAAGGUCCGGGACGCAGCGACGCUACAGGGAGAAACGAUAUUUGGACUCGGGAUACAUCGAAUAUUGUGGCCGAACAGCCUGUGACCCCACCGAGCCUCGCCGUUGCCGAUGAAAAUGACAAGGCCCUGGAACUGCGUGCAGACGCUCCUUGUGAUGAGGAUUCAGGUGCUGAGCCAGAGGACAAUGAGUGGGUUUCGCAUCAGAUAGGUAAACCCGGGUUUGGAGCCACCGCACGACGUCUGUCAAAAGACCUUCAGCGAAACGAGCGUCUUGAAAGGCUAUUCGAUCCCACACGAAGCAGCGAACCCGACAUGGAGACAGCUUUGAGUUUGAUAGCAGCAUAUUUCGACAGCUGCAUCGACUCGGUAUUUGGCGUGCUUGAUCGGGAUGAACUGGAGCAACGACUGCAUCUUCAUUUCGAGAACAGCAUGCAGCAGUCCUCAUCGACAAGCAAGGCAUGGUACGCUCUCCGCAACACUGUGUAUGCACUCGGCUGUCGGGUCGCGCUGUCUCUGAAAUCAGGCCCUGCUGGUUACGCCGAGUCAAGAUCGCAGUCCUGGCGUUAUUUUGAGAAUGCGCUGGCAGUUGCCACUGAUCUGAUGUAUGGUCGGGCUGAAGUGACUUCAGUCCGGGCUUUGAUUCUAAUGGCAUUCUAUGCUGAAGCUUUGGGCAGUCCAGCCCUCGAGUAUAUGCUUGUGUCAAACGCGACCAGACUUGCGCAAUCCAUGGGUCUCUACCUUGGAACGCCUGAAGCAAGCAAGCUACCACCCAAAGAGAUCUUAUCGCGGCAGUGGCUGUGGUGGGUUUUGUACGCAUACGAGAAGCACGUUGCUUUCCGAUCUAGUAGGCCAUCAGCCAUCGACGAUGAUUAUGUGAAUUGCCCAGUCCCGAAAACAGCGGGGUUCGGCAGCGCAUCUAACUGUGACUUUGUUCGUGCCACGGUUAAGCAUGCACAGAUAUCGUCCGCCAUCUCCAAACAGCUUUUAUCAGCCAAGGCCAGGCUAGAACCGGCCGAAACAACUGUGGCAAACGUCCGCGCCCUCGAUGGGCGCCUCAACGACUGGCAUAAGUCGUUGCCCCCUAGGUUCAACACGCAGGCCCCGUUCAGAAACUCGGCGCAACCGUCGGGAACGCAGUUGUACCACGAUUUGUUCCUCCAUUUUUCCUACCAGUCGUCUAUCAUAGGCAUCCAUGGAGUCUUUUGUUACCCCUGGAACAAGCCGGAGCUGCAGAGUUGUAAGAGCCUACAGGUAGCUUCUCAGAUAGAGAAGAGUACCGAAGCGGUGGCCGAGGCUUCGCGCCAGAUCAUCAUCGCAGUGCAGGGACUUCAGAUCACUUCUGCGAUGCCGUUGUGGUUGACCUUCUUCUUCCCGCUCGUCGGCCUGAUCAACCUAUUCGUCUAUGUCCUCAAGAAUCCAUCAGCCUCCUCCAUAGCAAGCGAUUUGUCGCUCAUGGAUGUGGUGGUCGGCCAUUUUGGCUAUCUUCAAUUCAUAUCCUCCUCAGAGCUCGUCUUCCCCUUUCCCCAUGAGAUUGUGUCGUACGCCAGACACCUAGUUAAAAGAGUUGGAAGAGAGAGGGGAACAUUGUCGGGAGGGGACACACACCGCUGUGACCACUACCAGCAGCAGCAACAGAAAGGGCCGGUGCAAACCGAUGUCAGAGGUCAGGAGAUAUUUCAACCCCCAAAAUCAGCUUUGCCCUCCGAGCUGAAUUCCUUUGAAGGUAACCCAAUCUCGAGCCUCGACCUCCGCGAGGACUGGUACGGCGCUCUGUUGCCUUCAUUCCCACAGUUUGGGUCGCUGGGGUCAAACAGCAACCUAAUGGAUGAUGAUAUGAAUCUGUUCAUAGCCGGAGACAUGCAGUAG
Messenger RNA from Diaporthe amygdali, 2517 nucleotides. RefSeq lists its product as uncharacterized. The record is from RefSeq and is a predicted model, not a curated record. The transcript has 10 exons. NCBI's taxonomy places the organism in Eukaryota, Fungi, Ascomycota, Sordariomycetes, Diaporthales, Diaporthaceae. The coding region runs from base 1 to 2517 and encodes 838 amino acids. Gene Ontology annotation, biological process: regulation of DNA-templated transcription; DNA-templated transcription. Gene Ontology annotation, molecular function: DNA binding; zinc ion binding; DNA-binding transcription factor activity, RNA polymerase II-specific.